Messenger RNA from Acanthaster planci (crown-of-thorns starfish), 1908 nucleotides. RefSeq names its product long-chain fatty acid transport protein 6-like. The record is from RefSeq and is a predicted model, not a curated record. Gene Ontology annotation, cellular component: plasma membrane; endoplasmic reticulum membrane. Gene Ontology annotation, biological process: long-chain fatty acid metabolic process; long-chain fatty acid import into cell. NCBI's taxonomy places the organism in Eukaryota, Metazoa, Echinodermata, Asteroidea, Valvatida, Acanthasteridae. Gene Ontology annotation, molecular function: long-chain fatty acid transmembrane transporter activity; long-chain fatty acid-CoA ligase activity.
AUGCCUCUCCCCAUUGGUAGUAAAGUGGCUGGGGUGACGGCAGUGGCAACCCUUACGGGGCUGCCGCUGGCAACUGUGGCUUUCCUUCGCCUCAAGUACGGUCCCACAGUUUUCCAGGACCUGGCGAGCAUUUGGCAAAGACGGCGUUUCCAAAAGUUACUGGCCACGCUGCAACAGAAGAACGUCAAACUUGUCGAUUUCUUCGAGGAACACGCCAAGCAGACACCAGAGAAGGUGUUCAUCUUGUACCAAGACGAGCUGCACACUUACGGAGAAGUGGACAAAGAGGCUAACAAACUGGCUCGGUUUGUGAAGGGAACUAAGGCCGUGAUGUGCUUGGACACUGUAGGGAUAUUCAUGAUGAACGAGCCCAGUUUCAUUAUCUCCUGGUUGGCCUUCAACAAGCUCGGCCUGCAGAUUGCUCUUCUGAACUAUCACCUGACAGGUGAUGCACUCCUCCAUUGUAUCAAAGCUUGUAAAGUGAAAGCGAUUGUCUGUGGAGCAGAUCAACUUUUGAUGGACUCCAUAGAGACUAUCUUGCAUGAACUGCAGGUACUGGGCAUCCGAGUAUGGAUCAUUGGAGACCGGGAGAAACGGCUCAUUCCUGAGGGGAUGAUCCGUGUUCGGACAUGGAACGAGCGCAGUGAUCCAAUACCGCGGAGCGAACGCGAGGGCAUGUCUAACUUUGAUGACGCAAUGUACAUCUUCACCUCGGGAACAACAGGUCUCCCCAAGCCAGUGAAAGUACCGCAUUACCGCCAAGUCAGGACUUCCUUCAUACACCAAUCGUUCGGAUUGACUAAGGAUGACGUCAUGUACACGUCACUGCCUCUCUACCACAGCGCAGCCUUAAAUGUGGGGCUCGUUAAUGUCAUACGAGUUGGGUGUACCGUAGCUCUGACUAAUUUCUCAGUUCGGAGAUUCUGGGAUGAUGUCCGCAGAUACCGUGCCACGGUGAUCCAGUACAUCGGGGAGAUUUGUCGUUACCUCCUUGCACAGCCACCGCGCCUGGAUGACGGCAAGUACUCUCACAAAAUCCGCUACGCUAUUGGCAACGGUCUGCGCCCUGAUAUAUGGGUAGAAUUUCAAAAGCGAUUCAACAUCGGCCACAUCGCUGAAUUCUACGGUGCAACUGAUUUGCCAUACUUCAACGUCAACAUGGACGGCAAAGUGGGAAGCACUGGAAGAUACCAUGGUAUUUUCAGGGCGUUGACCGACUACUUUGUUAUAGUAGAGUGUGAGUUGGAGACAGUUCAACCGAUUCGUGGUCAAGACGGCAAAUGCAUCCUCACGUCUCCAGGUCAACCUGGUCUGAUGUUGGUCCGUCGGGAUGAUAUCGCAAUGCGCUUCGACGGAUACCUUGGCGACAGUUCAAUGACUGAAAAGAAACUGGUCCGAAAUGUGGUGAAAAAUGGCGACUUGUUCAUCAACUCUGGCGAUCUGAUGGUACAUGACAAGGAUGGUUACCUGUAUUUUAAAGACCGACUUGGAGACACGUUCAGAUGGAAAGGCGAGAAUGUUGCAACAACAGAAGUGGCUCAUAUGUUAAACCAGUACUCAGGUGUACAAGAGGCUAACGUGUAUGGCGUACGGGUUCCAGGUCAAGACGGCAGAGCAGGAAUGGCUGCAGUCGUUUUCAGAAAGACACAUCAGCUCGACCCUAAGGCCUUCUACGAUCACGUGGUCAGGUCACUGCCGCUCUACGCAUGCCCAAAGUUUCUGCGAAUCAUGGAAGAGAUGGAGAUCACGGGGACAUUCAAGCACAAGAAGACAGACCUCGCCCGUGAGGGAUUUGACCCCAAUGUCAUAUCAGACCCUCUCUUCUUCAUGGAUGAGGAGAAAAAGACUUACGCACCCUUAGACAAGGACGCCAUGCAAAGAAUUGUCAUUGGAAAGGCCAAGCUAUGA